Messenger RNA from Microbotryum saponariae, 5011 nucleotides. Lineage: Eukaryota; Fungi; Basidiomycota; Microbotryomycetes; Microbotryales; Microbotryaceae. The record is from the annotation of a GenBank genome assembly.
AUGAAUGCGUACCAUCGAGUGCAGCUGCCGCCGACGGGUGUGUCGCAUGCGCUGAGUGUACGACUGACGGCGGCGCAGGACACGGCCUCGACCUCGGAUGAUGGGACGGUCGUCAGUCAUCUCGUGACGGCGCGCAACCACGUGCUGCAGGUGUUUGAAGUGAGGGAAUAUGAGCCCGUUUCGGUAUCGUCGCACGAGGUGAGUUUUCAGCCCCCCAGCUUCAGGUCGGAGCAUCACUGCCGGGCCGGUGCUUGAGCUCGUCCUUGCCAGGCAUGACUGAUCCCUUACAUCCGUGUUGUUAGGCCCCCACGGCUCGGCUGCACCACCUCGUGACGAGACGACUGCACGGCACGGUGACCUCGCUCGCGCGCAUCCGGACACUCGCCUCCAAGACCGAUGGCGCAGAUCGCGUACUGGUCUCCUUCAAAGACGCCAAAGUGAGUGGUGCACCAUCCAUGUUAUCGUAUCGGCGUACGAACUGCUGUCGUUCUCACGCGCUCGCUUUGCCUGCCCUGCCCUUCAGCUCUCGCUCCUGGAGUGGACCGCAUCCGCCCAUGAUCUGCUCCCCGUCUCAUUGCACACGUUCGAGAAGCUACCCCAGGUGGUCAGUGCACCCGGCCAUGCAUGCAGCGCUGAUUACCUUGGAACACCUCGGCUAACGCUGCUCCGUGUCAUGUUGGGGUUGCUCGACAGGCCGAAGGAUCGACGCUGGCUGCGACCGAUCCAGCUUCGCGACUGUCGGUGCUGCUGCUGCCUUCCAACACGGGAGGCGAUGGAACACUGGCAAUUCUACCCUUCUUCCAAGAGGAGAUUGAUCUCGACAGUCUUGGAGUGGAUGCCGAAGCAUGGGGACCCCAGGGCAUUGCUUCGUUAGUCUGGUCUUUCUCACUCCGAACUCAAAGCUAACACGAGUGGUGAUCCUCAUCGGCCACAGUAUUCCAUACGCCCCGUCACAUCUCCUCCCUCUGGCUUCCCUGACCGCGACGACCAGCAUCAGUGGACCGGCUCGAUCUUCGACGCUGUCCAACUCGAUCGCUCUCGUCGGAGGUACACCCCCGAUUCGUAACGUCAUCGACAUCGCCUUCCUCCCCGGCUUCAACGAACCGACCCUGGCGAUCCUGUACGCACCGGAACAGACCUGGGCUGGACGCCUCGAGAAUGUCAGCAACAACUGCCUCGUCUCACUCGUGACGCUCGCGACGGGGACCUCGAAGGGGACCGACUCGGACACGACCGCCGUCGUCAUCGCAACCUCCCCACCUCUCCCUCACACCUGCCUCUCCAUUCAUCCCUGCCCACCCGAUCUCGGGGGCGCACUCAUUCUCACUGCGAAUGGUGUCAUCCAUCUCGAACAAGGAGGCAAGCUAGUAGGCGUCGCCGCAAACGGAUGGUUCGUCAAAGACUGGCCCGCCGCUUCGUCCUCGAUCAAGCCGGGUGAGGCGACGACGCGCGACGAGCUCGAAGGCGCCCGCAUCGUCUUCGUCUCCAACAGCAAAGCGAUUGUCUUUGCCAAGUCCGGCAGUGUGUUCGAGCUCAGUCUCGUCACCUCGGGUCGCUCGAUCUCUUCGAUGAACCUCAAGCAGGUCGGUCGAGGCGUGCCGGCGAGCUGCGUCGAACGGAUCCGAGGGAGCAAAGGUCGCUUUGGCGAGAUGGGAUAUGUGUUUGUGGGAUCGCAUGCCGGGGAGUCGAGUUUGCUGAGCUGGCAAGUGGGAGCUACGAAUGGGACCAGCUCCGAGCUUGCUUCGUCUCGACCUACCGAGAUGGAUUUUGACGACUUGGACGGUGAGAUCCCCCUUCAAUUUUAGAACGGGAAGCUGACCGCACAUGCUGACCUCAUUGUCUAUUAUCAUAGAUAUUUACGGUGCAAGCGAUGCCACAAAGGCCCCCCCGACGACCAUCGCUGCAGCUCCGGCACGAGUACUCGCUGGUGGUCGCUCGUUGCUGCUCACACCCUGCGAUGUGCUCGAACACUACGGAAGCAUACGAAGCCUUGCGGUUGGACUCGUAGGGGACGACUCACCCGUCGACCUCGUCGCUAGUACGGGUCAGGGACCGACGUCCGGGCUUACGGUGUUCCAUCGCACCAUCGCGCCUCGGAAACGACGGAGACUCGACAGCUCGACGAUCGCUACGAACGGCGUCUGGGCGCUGAAUUUGAAAGGGCAACACUCUCCGAUACUGAUUUCUUCUGAUGCUUCGACCACUCGAUUCACCGCGCUCGCGACCACCGAGACUGAGCCAACAGAGCUUUCGGGACCGACCAUUGCCGCUUUCGCCUCACCCGACGGGACGUCAAUCAUCCGCAUCACCCCUGCGGAACUGCAUGUACUCGAUGCCGAUCUAUCUGUACGACACUCACGUGUCUUCACCAGGGUCUCACUCGCCUCGCGGGCCAUCAUGUCGCAGUCGCUCGUGGCCGUCUUCGGACCGUCAGAUAAGGUUGAGGUCUUCGUCUACGACAUCACCAGCGGCGACGUUGCCGUGUUCGAUGCCGUGUUGAGCUACACCAGCUCGGCCCUGGCCGUCACUUUGUUUUCGGACUCGACCCGAGCGGUGCCCCUCGUUCGGUCUGUGCCACAGGGGAAGAAGAACGGCGCGAUUGCAGCGCCUGACACCGCCGAGGACGAGGACGAUCUUUACACGACCGCGCCCCGGCGAACGCUUGCUUCCGAAACGAAGGGCAACCUCUCGCUCGUGAUUGAGCCGACAGUGCAGAAUGGGGCGCUGGCAACGCACGGUCAACACCCGGCAUGGCAGUGGAUGCCUCUUGUGGAUGAGCAUGGAGACCUGCAGAUCGUGCUGCUGCCCAACCUUCAGGUCGUGUUCUCCGCGACGGCGAUCGCCUUGUUCCCCGACGUGAUUCAGGACGGGCAGGGUGAACCGGUGCCCGAAAACAUUGACGAGGAUGAUAUCCAGAUCGAUCGAGUGCUGUGUGGCUACGUCGGUCAAAGUCGCCUGCGCGCUCAUCUCGUGGUCUUGCUCAAAAACGGUGCGAUGGCUGUGUACGAAGCGAUGCCUUCAAUCACCGCAGGCGAAUCAUCCCGACCCGAUCGGACUGCUUCACUCGGAGUCCGCUUCGUCAAGAUGUUGACCAAACGGCUCCCUCUCCCCGUCCGAAGGAAAGCGAAACGAGGCCUCGAUGAAGAAGAGCCUCUACCCUCUCCGAGACGCGAGUUCAUUCCUUUCAUCAACAUCGAUGGAUUCUCCGGGUGGUUCGUAACGGGUGAUGACCCGUUCUGGUUCAUUGCGAGUGAUCAUGGGCCGGUGCGAUACGUUGAGAGUAGCGAGAAAAACUUGUAUGGUUUCUCCCCGUCGGCCAAUGGUGACGGGUAUCUGGUACAGUCCAAAGAUGUGAGUGCCCUAGCAAGUAUGGCCAGAUCUCAGACAUGCCAUGGCUUACCCGACAUAUUCACAAUCACAGAGCCUUUACGCUGCAUCCCUGCCGUACGACGUUUGUUUCGACCGUGAGAUGCCGUAUCAACGAGUGCCUAAAGAUCGACGCUACGCUGCGGUCACCUUUGAUCUCGACUCGGGUCUCUACGUCGCCGGAGCGUUGUACGAUACCGUCUUUAUGAACUUUGACGACGAAGGCAAGCCCGUUUACGUCAACGAGAGUGAGUGCACGCGUGUUCUGAAGAUCGUCUGAGCGGAAGGCUGAGCCUUCUUUCAAUGGCAGAUCCCGAGAUCACGGACGCGCACAACUUCCGCUCGACAUUGGAACUGAUCAUGCCCGGCACAUGGAAGGCGAUCGACGGGUUCGAGUUCCGACCCAACGAAUUCGUAUCGACGCUAAAGACCGUCACUCUCUCGAGCAAGAGUACGGCUACGGGGCGGAAGGACUUUAUUGCGGUGGGAACGACGGUAUUCCGUGCCGAGGAUCUUGCGGCGAGGGGAGGGGUGAGUUCGAUGGGACAAGUGACCGCGACAGGUUCGGCCCGCAUUACUGACUAUGCCCGCCCUUACGAUAUUGCAGAUUUACCUCUUUGAAGUGGUCCCGAUCGUGCCCUCACCCGAACGGCCCUACGUCGCGCACAAGCUCAAGCGACUCCUGAACGAAGACACCAAGUCCGUCGUCGGCAACAUCUGCGACAUCAACGGCCACCUCAUCAUGUCGAUGGGGCAGAAGCUCUACGCUCGCGCACUGGAACAAGAUGAGGUCUUUAUCGCCGUUGGGUUCUUCGAUGUUGGCGUCCACGUCACUUCCUUGACGGCGACGAAGAACUUUCUCCUUAUUGGGGACGCUUUGCAAUCCGUUACUUUGGUCGCGUUUCAGGAGGAUCCUUACAAGUUGGUUCUCUUGGGUAGGGACUAUCGACCUGUCAGCGUGUCGAACUCCAACUUCUUGGUCAAUGAUGGCAAGGUCGCUCUCGUCGUGGGUGAUUUGGACGGCGUGUUGAGGAUGUUUGAAUACGAUCCUCUCAGUGAGUGCUUUCUCUGCUUGCUUGCUUACUUAUAAGCAUCCUCCUAACCUCGUUAUUACUAUUCAUCAGACAUCUCCUCCUACGCAGGCCAACGCCUCCUCUGCCGUACCGAAUAUGCCACCUCCUCCGAAGCCCAAGCAACCAUCUUAUUCGCUCGUCGCUCUUCCCCAACCGAAGACCUCAAACAAAACGGGAUUCUCUACGGGACGAACGACGGUUCCUUGAUGACGUUGGUUCCGGUGAGGGAUAUCGUGUUCAAAAGGUUGCAGAGUUUGCAGAUGAUUAUGAUGAAGAGUGUGUUGCACUUUGGAGGGUUGAACCCGAGGGGAUUCAGGUAUGUGCACCUCGAUUUGACUUUCCAAGACGAGAACUCUCUACUCACUCCCUUCCAUUUCACUGCGACCUGCUAUCCAAACAGGAUCGUAAAGAACGAUUCCGUCUCGCGUGCCAUGGCCAAAGGUAUACUCGACGGCGAACUCUUGGCCGAAUUCGAAGCGUUGAGUUUGGGUCGUCAGAUGGAGUUGUGCGAGAUGAUCCAUAGUGACCCGGAUACGGUACUGGCGAAUUUGAGGGGCUUGAUGAGUUGGUGA